Messenger RNA from Camellia sinensis, 1201 nucleotides. Its product is annotated as PTB domain engulfment adapter. Lineage: Eukaryota; Viridiplantae; Streptophyta; Magnoliopsida; Ericales; Theaceae. The record is from RefSeq and is a predicted model, not a curated record.
UUAGGAAAUUUUUGAUUCUUUUACAGUCUGUUUUGGCAAACUUAGAUAUGAAAUAACAUUUGUAGGCUGUAUAUGGAAAUUUUUUAAAUAUUUAUCUAAAUUCAUAAAAAAAAUUAUUUAUUUAUGACUGUAACAAACUCUUCCCCAACAGAUAGUCAUUCGAUGAGCUGAUAUCUCAGUAAUUGAAUGCUCAAAAAUGGUGUGUAUGCUGAGCAGUGCCACAAAAUCAGCAACCGUGACAGAAAGAAGAAGCAGAGACCAGGUGUAUGUAGCAGCAGUGCCAUUAAGAGCAGCAAAGGGACCUGCCCACCUGAUUAUGUCUUCUGCUUACUCCCUAAACCUUUGGGAUUUGCAGCACUUCAUGGUCCUCAUCAAACCCCCCUCCUCCUCCUCACCUCCUCUCUCUCAGGCCUUUGUUUUUGAUUUUCAACCUCAAGAUCCUGAAAAUAUAUAUGUAGCACUUGCAGCUCUAUCUGGCAGAAAAAUACCAGGAGUUAUUCUUACAAGGAAGUUGACAAAGCCGCCAGCCCGUAAAUGUUGGUUUGUUGGAUACUCCAGAGUGGAUGCUAUAGAUGCAACAUAUAAAUUCAAUGGGAAUUGGGAUACUGGUUUGAGGAUAGGCCAUCACGACUGUCGAAAUUACACAAAUGAAUUGGUUGAGUAUCUUACUGGUGAAAAAUAUGUACUGGAGCACUUGAGAAGGAAGCAGGAUAGUUGGAGGGAAAUCCUCCCUACUAUCCCGCAGAUCCAAGGCAGCGCCCCUUGUGUUGAUUAGACAACUUAAGGUCCAACCUUCUAACCAACUGUGCUUCGCCCAGGAGAUUGGCCCAAAUGGGAGGGAAUUGAACCUGUGACCUUGGGGCUUACACCCCAAGCCUUAACCACAAUGCCACCCACCCUUGGGUUGUCUUUUUAAAAAUUAAUGACUAAAAUAAUAUAAAUUUCUUAUUUUAUCCUUUUUUUCAAUUCAUUAACAAACACAAAAAGUACAAUCAUGACAAUUAAUAUUCCUAAAAAAAAUAUAGGGCAAAUUACCCACAAGUUCUUUUUGAAAGUGUGUAUUCUAUUUAAUCCCAAAACUUGUUCGAUAGAUCCAAAAGUCCUAUACCCAUUUAUCUUCUCCUCUUUCUUUACACAUUGCUUCUUCUCUGUAUCUCUCUUUCUUUGAUAUCGGCAAUGACUAUGACCGCGACCACGUCUU